AUGUCCGAGAAACGUUCUUUGAUCGCUGUAAUUGGCGAUGAAGAUACCUGCACAGGCAUGUUGCUGGCAGGGGUGGGCCAGAUCUCACCCUCCAGCCAGGAAAAGAACUUCUUCAUGUACCAAGAGGGGAAGACUACCAGGGAAGAAAUUUUGAAGGCAUUCGAAGACUUCACGGAGGAAAGAGACGACAUUGCGAUCUUGCUCAUCAACCAGCAUGUGGCAGAGAAGAUCAGAGGCCAGGUGGACAGUUUCACGGCUGCUUUUCCUGCGGUUUUGGAGAUCCCAUCUAAGGAACAUCCAUACAACCCGGAGAAGGACUCUAUUUUGAAAAGAGUGCGCAGGCUCUUCGGCGAAUAA
Messenger RNA from Lachancea sp. 'fantastica', 357 nucleotides. NCBI's taxonomy places the organism in Eukaryota, Fungi, Ascomycota, Saccharomycetes, Saccharomycetales, Saccharomycetaceae. The record is from the annotation of a GenBank genome assembly.